Encephalitozoon hellem ATCC 50504 is the source of this 624-nucleotide messenger RNA. RefSeq names its product DNA repair Rad51-like protein. Gene Ontology annotation, cellular component: replication fork; Rad51B-Rad51C-Rad51D-XRCC2 complex; Rad51C-XRCC3 complex. Gene Ontology annotation, molecular function: crossover junction DNA endonuclease activity; four-way junction DNA binding. The transcript has a single exon. NCBI's taxonomy places the organism in Eukaryota, Fungi, Microsporidia, Unikaryonidae. Gene Ontology annotation, biological process: meiotic DNA recombinase assembly; reciprocal meiotic recombination. Bases 1 to 624 code for a protein of 207 amino acids. The record is from RefSeq and is a predicted model, not a curated record.
AUGGGGAUGCUCAAGUACUGUGGGGUGACAGAAUUGUCCGGGAAGCCAGGAACGGGGAAGACUGCGAUUGCCAUUGAAGAAUCGAAAGAGCUUGCAACAAUAUAUAUAACAACAACAACGUUUUGCAUUGAAAGAUACAAAGGUACGUCUAAGGAGGUGAUGGACCGGAUUAUUGUGAAGUACAUUCCGGGCAUUGAGUAUCUAGCAUCCUUUGUCAUGAAUUCCAUGGAAAGAAUUAUUAUAGAAAUGGGUGUCAGGUUGGUUAUCAUAGACAGCCUGGAUCAUCUUCUUGCAACCGAGGGCGCGGGAAUGGAUCGGCGCAUUCUAUUUGGAAUCGUCAACCGACUCAAGAGAAUGAACCAGAAGCACGAGGUAAACAUCCUGGUCGUCACCUACCACCAUGGAAAUUGGACGGUCGGUACCUUUUGCAUACCCAAUCCCAUGCUCGGGCUCCAGUGGAUGUAUAUGGUGAACACAAGGUACAUUUGCUGCAGAGAUGGAGACAAAAGAAUACUCAGGCUUGCCAGAUCACCCUCGAUGGAAUCAAGGGCCUGGGAGUUUGAGAUUGGGUCAUCUGCAGUGCUGAUUGCAUCUGAAAUUGUAGAGCAGCAAGAAACCUUCUAA